GCCCGAGAAGAACGACAUAUUAUUUGUGGUUGUUGUAUAAAUAAACGCGUUGUUUGCGUGUUUGGUCCGGAACGCGUUCUUCAAGUGCCACAAUGAAGAGAGGUGCUGAGAAGCAACUAACAAAGGAUAAUCCCGACGAUGAAGACUCGGAGUAUGGAGGCCAGGUUGGCUUGCAGAAAGCCGAGGAUUCAGUGUUGGCCACUAGAAAAAUAAAGGGACUGCCAAAAAGAUCUACAGGCUCUGUCACCAGCUCUCCGUCUUCAGAGUCUGUCGCGGAUUCUCGGCCGAAUUUCAGUGCUUUUGGAGGAUUUGGAGCAGGCUCCACCAGUUCUUUCCAGUUCACUCCCCCAGCGUCGCCAUUUUCCCCUUCCCCGUCCACUACAGCCAGUCCGUUUGCAAAACCAGCUGUAUCCAGUACGGCUACCAAUGCUGCGAGAACAUUCAGUAGCCUGAUCGCCUCUUCUUUCGAGCCGCAACCUUCCUCUUCCAACCCCACUCCCCUUGCCUCUCAGCCAACUCUGCCCGACUUCUCAGUGUCCAACAGAGAUCCUACUGUCGAAUACUACAAGUCCCUGCGAGGACUGAAUGCCUCUAUACUUACUGCCAUCACGAAGUCUGUAGAAAGGGAUUCAUUUGCGGAUGUCUCUUUCCUCCUGGAACGAUACAAAACAUUCCGGGCUAAUGUACAGAACGAAUACGACGAAAAGUCAAGAAAGGAUAACAGAUCGAGUCUCGCCUCUCUUUCCACUGCAAGUGUGGGCUCGUUCUCCAUGCCUACUCCGCCUUCGUCGUUCUCUGGCUUCGGAGCAAAGCUAGCUGAAUCUUCGACGGUGACCGGCGGUGGGUUUACACCAAAACUAGACAGUGGUAAAUCAUUGUCUUCUCCGUUCUCCUUCCCUUCGGCGAAUGCCUCUUCGAAUCCUUUCUCGUUCCCUCCCGCUGGGUCUUUGGCCACAUCGACCUCAAAACCGACUGAGAGUACCACCAAACACACAGAGUCCAGCACUACCAUGAGCCUCUUUGGCUCAAAACCACCACCGGCUUCGGCUUUUAGUUUUGGUACACCGCCCUCAACCUCUGGAUCCACUACAAAUCUCUUUGGAGCACCACCAUCACCCAGCGUCUUCGGAAUGCCUUCAAAUAACAAUCCUUCAACAAGUUCCACUUCUGGAACUGCCCCAAAAUUUGGUGGAUUCGGAGGCUUUGGUAUAGCUGGGAAGAGCAGUCCAUCUGCGGGCAGUAUAGGAAACCCGGUUGGAUUCGGGUUCGGAAGUCCUUCGAAAUCUGGAAGCUCAUCCAGCUUUUCUUUUGCAAAUCCACCACCAAGCUCGGUUAAGACUGAGGAAGAGACAGUGAAGACGGAGGCGGACGAGAACAGCGGUAGCCAAGCUACUCAACCAGAUAGUAAUGCAGAUGAUACUGGUCCCAAGCCACUAUUUGGCGUCAAUCCUCACGAUGAGGAGGGUGAAGGGGAGGAAAACGAAGAGACCAUUCAUUCUAUUCGCUCGAAGGCGUUCCGAAUGAAGAAAGCAGACGAAGGAACUUCUGGGUGGGCCGAUAUGGGUACCGGUGUACUACGAGUUAAAAAGAAUAAGUCGACCGGACAACGGCGGCUCCUUUUACGGAAUAGUAAUACUGGGAAGAUUAUCAUCAACUUCAACAUAUAUAAAGGUCUUCAGCCUACUGUCAACAAGAAAGCGCUCAUGUUUGUCGGACACGAAGGUGGCGCCUCGCAGACGUACAACCUUCGCACGAAAACGGAGGAUCAAGCGCUCGAGCUAAAGGAAGUACUAGACCGCGAAAUUGCUUUCGUCAAAGCAAAACAGGACAGUUGAUCUCUGAUGAUUAUUGCGGGGUAAAAUACACAGCGAAACCUUGUAUUAUACACUCUUG
Messenger RNA from Lentinula edodes (shiitake mushroom), 1893 nucleotides. RefSeq lists its product as uncharacterized. Gene Ontology annotation, cellular component: nuclear pore. The transcript is spliced from 6 exons. The coding region runs from base 93 to 1835 and encodes 580 amino acids. Lineage: Eukaryota; Fungi; Basidiomycota; Agaricomycetes; Agaricales; Omphalotaceae. Gene Ontology annotation, biological process: intracellular transport. The record is from RefSeq and is a predicted model, not a curated record.